Molecule: messenger RNA, 1460 nt
Organism: Cinclus cinclus
Lineage: Eukaryota; Metazoa; Chordata; Aves; Passeriformes; Cinclidae
Gene: MYZAP
Product: myocardial zonula adherens protein
Exons: 13
Coding region: 33-1460 (475 amino acids)
Biological process (GO): intracellular signal transduction; maintenance of ER location
Cellular component (GO): intracellular anatomical structure; nuclear envelope; RNA polymerase II, holoenzyme
Source: RefSeq, a predicted model, not a curated record
CCGCAGAGAGCGCCGGCCCGGCGGCCGCGGGGAUGCUGCGCUACAGCUCGGGGCUCACGGUCACCGCCACCACCCCCCGGAGACCGCCCGGCGACGGCGGCCGCUCCCGGCGGAAGAUGAACGUGUGUAGGCUACGCUUAACGGUGCCACCUGAUGAAGUGUCACAGGCUGAACAGGGACCAAAGGAAACUGAGAGAAAGAAAAGUGAUCUCUACCAUGUGCCAAACGGGAUCUCUCCAGGGAAGCUCUCUCAUGGGAUGGUGUAUGGUGUUGUGCACCGAACUGACAACAACCAUAAGAGAGAAAUGGUGGUUUAUGGCUGGUCAGCUGAUCAGCUGAAAGAGGAGAUGAAUUACAUUAAAGAAGUGAGAGCAACUCUGGAAAAAGUAAGAAAGAAAAUGUAUGGUGAAUAUGAUGAAAUGAAACGAAAAAUACAGCAGCUUACAAAUGAACUGAAAGUGACAAAUGCUCAUCAGGAAUCCUUAGAGAAUCAUGUGCGAGUGCAGGCUGCAGCCUUAGAUAGCUUUAGUGAAAUGAACAGCUCCUUGACAUCAGCAUCAAUAGACUUGCAGAAAACUCUAGUGGAUGUUACUUUGGAGAACACUGACAUAAGGGAACAAAUAAGGAAUUUAAAACAUACACAUGAGCAAUCCAUGGAAAAGCUGAGAGAGAAGCAAAAGCAACUGGAAACGGCGCAAAUUGAAAAUCAGUUACUGAAGUUAAAGGUGGAAUCAUCACAGGAAGCCAAUGCUGAAGUCAUGAGAGAGAUGACCAGAAAGCUGUACAGUCAGUUUGAGGAAAAAAUGCGAGAAGAGGAACAGAAACACAAGGCUGAGAAAGAAAUGCUCCUGGAGGAAACAAAUCGGCUUCUGAAGGCUAUUGAAGAGGCAAACAAGAAGAUGCAGAUCACAGAAACAAGCAUACAGGAGAAAGACCAGAGAAUUGGUGAGCUGGACCGGCUGAUUGAACGCAUGGAAGAGGAACGUCACCAGCUGCAAAAACAACUUGAAUUACAUGAACUACAAAUAUCUGGAGCAAAAUCUGAAAGCAACUCUGACAGUGAAAGGUCGCAGCAUUUGGAGGAGGCAGCAGCCAGCCUGAGAGAGCGGAUCAAGCAUCUGGAUGACAUGGUCCACUGCCAGCAGAAGAAAGUCAAGCAUAUGGUUGAGGAGAUUGAAAUGUUAAGGAAGAAAGUAAAAGAAAAGGAAUUAUUUAUAAUACAGCUUUUAGACAAAAUCUCUUUCUUAGAAUGUGAGAAUAAAGAAUUACAAGAUAAACUGGACUACUUAAUGGAAAACCAACCGAAGACCAAUAUAGAGACCAGAGAUACUGGUGUAGAAUGCGACCUUCCGUACAGCACAAGCACUGAGAACAGACCUCCCGAGAGUCCGAGGCCAGUGAGGACAUACACCCCAUUCAAGAGAGUGCUGGAGUUUAGCACAAAGAGCAGCACAUCCUGA